AGACCUCUGGAAUGUCUGCAAAGAUCAGAACUGGGAGAAUGGCAUCCAUGCACACCCGUUCGACUGCACCAAGUUUAUCGAGUGCACGUUCCUGCACACCAACAUCAUGCACUGCCCGCUUGACCUGGUAUUCGAUCCAAUUAAACUCACGUGCACCUUCCGAAACGAGGCGACCUCCUGUCUUGACCACAACGACUACAUCCCGGUCCCCGGACACACCACAUCCGCACCUCCAGCAUCAACCACACAUGCAGGUAAACAGUCACAGAUUCUUGUAUGUAAAGCUAUGAUGAAAAAUAAUCAAAAUACGAUAUGGGAAAGCUUGUUAUAGAAACAAAAAUGAGUUCCCAUACCGAGGUCUCUUUUAUGAGCCGGAAAUGUCUGUCAUGGCCUCGUCGCUGACUAGGUGGGAGAGGGACGGAGAGGGACGAGUUUCUGUUUAAUGGUGGAGCAGUGGGCUAGCCAACUAUUUAUUUUGUACAACAUGGAGAGCCUGCAUAAUCGUGGUCGUUUCUCAACUGGUGACCAGCCCAGUGUUUCCAACAUGCUGCCAACACUUGAGGUGUUUCUGUAGCGGUUUAGGACAAAGCGUGCAUAUCAUCAUUGGAGAGCCUCCAAAUUGUUGAUGCUCUUCAGGGUGAAUGGGUCCAAGACUGAAGAUGCGUACUCUAAAAAGUGUUCGGACAACGGCUUUAUUAGCUUGUUUUCACGCUUGAGUUGCAGAUCUUCAGAUUUCGCAUUAGGAGCCCUAGGGUAUUGUUUGCUAGGCUGCACAUAUUUUAAUGGGCUCGUCCUAUCGGACCUCUCUCUGAAUGUCUUUUAUGGGGGGGGGGGGAUAAAAAAAAAGAAAGUAAAAAAAAAAGCAGCUUAAAAUGAAAUUAGCCCAAAUGGUUCCUAAAUAAUGAGAACAGUGAAUCAGGCUGUGUUGGCUUUAAAAUAAAAAAAUUCCUGAGGUUAACUCUGAAUAACAUAAGGGAGGGUUAAAAAGUGUAAUGCUCUGAAUAUUAAUCUAAAUCUCAUUGGGGUUAAGUAAAAAUUGUUGUAACUGACUUGAAAGACGCUUAAAUAAGAAUAUUAUAAAUUAUCCAUUUGAUUAUAAUAUUUCAGACCCGACUCUAAUGUUUCAGACCUAAUUCUAAUGUUUCAGACCUGAUUCUAAUGUUUCAGACCUGAUUCUAAUGUUACAGACCUGACUCUAAUGUUUCAGACCUGUCCUACGUCUGUAGACAGAACAACUGGAACUCUGGCACGUUCCCCCAUCCUUACGACUGUGCCUACUAUCUGAUCUGCGCCAACUAUCUGACCACCGUGGUCGCCUGUCCCGCCGGUCUGGUGUACGACCCGAUAUCCGGCCAGUGCGCCAGCCCACAUGUCGCAGCACCGUGCAAUGACGUCCAGACCACCACAAACGUCUACACCACAUCUCAAAUCGCCACAACCACAUCACCACAUUACGGUAGGAGCUUAAAAAAUUUACAUUUGAAAAUAAAUAUCUUCAGCUCAAACUCUGUCGCUGCGAAUGACGUCAUCAGGACAUCACACGUGUUGAAAAAAAAAUUGUAACAUAAUUAUUUGAAAUUCAACAUGGGUGACUGCCAUUAACAACUAGAUUCGAUGUCCAUCUGCAUUAUCGGAACUUCUCCGCACUGUGGAGAUAAAGAGAUAGGUCCUAAUGUUAGAAUGGUGUAAAAUACCUUUGUGAGACGUUCCAAGACCCCUAAACCUAUUUACUAAGCACCUGUUUAAAAAAAAAACAAAAAAACAUCAACUAGAAACAACUUUCUAUUUUUAAAAUAUAAGAUAUUUUGUAAAGAAUAUUAAACUAUUGCAAAAAUAUAUAUUUUUUUCCUCCACCCAGAUCUAACUAACGUUUGCAGACAGUUCAACCUACCAGACGGCAUCUAUCCUGACCCGGGCAGUUGUGUGCACUUCGUCGAGUGUGUCGCGACCUUGACCUACCACCUUGAGUGUCCCGAGGGCCUGCAGUUCAAUUCUAAGAUUCUGAUCUGUGACGAUGUUCACCAUAUUAACUGCGGUGACAAUUACAAUUUUGCCUUUGAGCACAUCCAGGUUGGCUAACACAAUUGACCACUGGAUGUGAGCAGACGUAUGAGAUCAUUUUACACUUGUUCAAACAAUGACCCCCUGUAUUUUAACAGACAUAUGCGGCAAUUUCAAUUUUUUUUUUAAACAAUGAUGCCUGGAAGUGAGAAGAAAUUUUAAACUUAUUUGGCUUUUAAAUUUUAGGAAAUAACUGCAAAAAAAAAACCUACAUUUUUUUCCAAUACUUAAUAAGAAUACAAUGUAUAGUUCAAGCAAUUACAUUUAAAAACAAUUAAACUAUUUUUACAUAUUUUUUCUGAUGUUGAAGACACUUUGUAUUGCCGAAUUUUCAAAAAUCUUGUACAUGCCAAACUUGUUAACGGCAUCCAUUGGAAACAUAUGCAUACACCCAUAAUCUAUAAAACAUAAUAAUAAAUAUACGUUUAUUUUUUUAGGCAUAAGA
Messenger RNA from Lymnaea stagnalis (great pond snail), 2506 nucleotides. NCBI's taxonomy places the organism in Eukaryota, Metazoa, Mollusca, Gastropoda, Lymnaeidae. The record is from the annotation of a GenBank genome assembly.